Lolium perenne is the source of this 1397-nucleotide messenger RNA. RefSeq lists its product as uncharacterized. The record is from RefSeq and is a predicted model, not a curated record. Lineage: Eukaryota; Viridiplantae; Streptophyta; Magnoliopsida; Poales; Poaceae.
UUAACGCACGCACAUCGCCACCCCACCCACACCCAAUCUCUACAGAUUUCUAGACAAUUAACUCACCGUCUCCUCCGAUUCCCAAGUCCCAGCCACCGAAUCUCUCUUCGAUCCCAUUUCUUCCCGAUCAUUGCCGCCGGUCGCUGCUCACCGGCGCUCUAACCCACCUAAUCUUCGUCCCCACUGCCACCCGAUUCCCAGCGCAUCCGCAAACCCGAGCCGCUGGUCCUCGCCGCCGCCGCCGCCGUCCGGAGCAAGAAAAGGCCGUAGUUUGGAGCGGCUAGAGGUGGGUGCCUACCGCCGCCGGCAGUGACGCACCCCCGUGCCUUUUCUCGGCUUCCCUCCUUAUGGCGACCGGGGAGCACCUCACACACGCGGGACGCGCGCGUGGGUGGAUAUGCGCCGGCCGGCCGCCACGGUUGUGCUCGUCCCAGUGGCGAGCGAGCGCAGGCAGGGGGCGAGCGAGACCAUGGCAGGGGGAGCGGCGGAGCUGCACCCGUCGUCCUGGUGGCUGCUGUGGACGAGCAGCGCGGGCGACGGCCGCGGCCGGCGGGAGAAGGUCCCCCGCGGUGCAGGCAAGACGGUGGCCAGCAGAUCGACGAGGGCGCCGCAACCCAAGGCCCCAUACCCUCCUCCCCUGUCGAGGAACGCCUCCUUCCGCCGGUGGUUGAGCAGGACACAAGUCGACGGCGUCCAGGACUUUGUGCGGCACCAAAUCGUCAGCAAUGAUCCUUCGGGCUGUCAGUCUCCCAGCAUCGCCAUCGUUCAGGUUGACAAAAGUACCGCUGGGCGCCCACCCCUCUGGUGGAGGUUGCCAACGUUCAGGAGACUGUGGGUGUGUCUGCACCCAAAGGAAGGUUUUCGUGCCUGGUACCUGAUGGGCACCAUCUGUCCAGCGGUGGGCACCAUCUGCCCGGUUGCUCGACCAUGGAUGCCCAGGACUUCUUUGAGCAGUGGCCACUGGGUGUACAUGAUGGACAGCAACACCAUCAAGUACGACGUCAAGGAACACUUGAAUAUGCUGCUGGUUGAGAUGUGUGAUUUCCUUUUCAAAACAUGGGCAUAUGGUCUGUAUUGCAUGAAGAAGGCCGUGUAGCAAUGCAUCAAGACGCUGCCGACUGCUUCCCCGCACUCGUGGCACCGGUGAUGUCUCGCCUCCGCACGAAGGGGGGCCGUCGGGGUGCGCCUCCAUCCACUCGCCGCCUUCAACGGUUGGGCGCGGCCGCCGGUAGAGAGAGAUCGAGCGGCGCUUGCUAUUUUGGGUUUGGGUUCCUCCGGAGCCACUCGCCCGGGUGGCACGGGAGGCAGGUGUUUCCUCACUCCUUAUCGAAAAAGGUGUUUCCUCACAAUUGACAUUUGAUUAUGCAGCUUUGUGUGUGCCCCGGCCGGUUGGUUGA